This is a messenger RNA of Columba livia (rock pigeon), 1358 nucleotides long. RefSeq names its product AFG2 interacting ribosome maturation factor (gene AIRIM). NCBI's taxonomy places the organism in Eukaryota, Metazoa, Chordata, Aves, Columbiformes, Columbidae. The record is from RefSeq and is a predicted model, not a curated record. Bases 3 to 647 code for a protein of 214 amino acids. Gene Ontology annotation, cellular component: nucleus; cytoplasm. The transcript has 4 exons.
CAAUGACGUCACACGCCGGCGCCAUGGCGGCGGUGCUGGCGGCGGCGCUCCGGGAGUGGGCCGCGGCGGCGGAGCGGCGGGACGCGGCGUGGCGGGCGGCGCUGGCGGGCUGGGCCGCGCUGCUGCGCUCGCUGGCCGGGCUGGCGGCGCAGAUGCAGGCGGCGCGGCGGCUGGCGUGGGCCGGCUCGCCCCUGGGCGCCUUCGGGGAGCUGCGGGAGCGGCUGUGGCGGAAGCAGCGCGGCGCUGCCGAGGCGCUGCUGGAGCAGCUGUGCGGCCGGCGGGCGGAGCUGCGCGCCGUGCGGGACGGCGCCGGGGCCGGCGGGGCCGCGGUGCUGCGGCUGUACGAGCAGCGGGCGGCGGAGCUGGGGCUGGCGGCGGCUCUGCGGCGGGGGCCGCGCUGCCCCUCGCUGGCGGACGCGCUGGAGGGGCUGCAGGACGUGGAGCGCUACUACCGGCACCUGUACCUGGAGAGCGACCUCCUCCUGCGCCGCAUCAGCUGCGACAGCCCGGCGGACAUGGAAGCUCUCCCGCAGGCCUGGGAGAGGAUCUUGGAGCGCUACAAGGAUGACAUUGUCCAAGAUGUGCUUCUCAAGGUCUCUCUGUUCGUGGACAACCAGCGGGAGCUGUGCUGCUCACCCGACUCCUGACAGAGGGGCUGAUGCCGACCAGCGUCUGCAAGUGGCUGGUAUAUCCUGAGGUGACCAUGAGGAAGAUCUGAGGAAGCUCUACUGGUGCUUUUUGGAAGCUGAAAAUGAGUUUGGUACUGGGUCUCAGUGGCAAACACCUGGACUGUGUCAUUUUCAAGUUGAAAUGGACUCUUCUGAAGUAGAGGCUGAGCUAAACAAACCAUGAAGGUGGACAGGAGUUGUCUUCAGCUUCAGAAGUUGCUGGCCAUGGAUAUUUUGUAUACUGAAAAAAAGUUGAGACUUACUAACCCGAGGUGCACAGCAAAUAAGUGACGGUGACAUCAGGUCCAGCAGGCUGAUCCCAUGUCAGAAAGGUAUUUAGGUACUGUCCUUACACAUAAAUAAAGCAUACCAAAUCAGAGCUAGGAAACAGUUUGCACCUUGUGCCUCUGAGUAAUGCCUUUGUUUUCAUCUCACCUCUGUGUUGAAGAGUGAGGAGCAAAUUUGGCUUGAAAAGGUAAUUGUGGAGGUGCCUGGACACUUGAGUGCUGACACAGGCAGGUUCAGUGUGUUACCAGUCUGAUACCUCCACUAGGGCACGUUUACAUCACAGUCUUAAAACAUCACGUUCCCAGAAAGCAGUGGGAUGCCUGUCUCUAAAUAACAUGCUUUGUAAGAAAACGAACCUUCCUAGGGAAGGCCAAAUAAAGAAUUGUUCAUGGACAGACAGCA